GGCAGGCUCUUCACUAGGGCGUGAUCUUGAUAGAUAAGAAUAUGUAUGAAGAAAUUGAAAUCGCGGUAGGAUCAAAAUAUCCAAGUACCAUUGACUCAUACGAGGCUCGCUCCUGUAUCGGCGAUGAAGGCGACGGCUAUACAAAUACUUUGACAACCCCACAGUCAACUCUUCCAUCCAUCACUUUCUAUCAACACAACAACCACGAUAUCAAUUGAGGCUCAAAUUAUACAUUGAUCGUUUCCUCAAUCUACAUUCGUCUUGAAAACACUCGUCACACUCAACUGCGCCUGACAUUUCACUGCUGAAAGGCUUCUUCAUCACACAUCGCCAACAUGAGCGCUCAAGACAUGACUCCUCCGGCCUCUGGCACCGCCACGCCUACUGCUAAGUCAUUGACCAAGGCUGGUAUUGCCCACAACCUCGAAUCCAACGCACAAACCGCACAGCUCGACGCCUCAAAACUGAAGAUCUCCAUGACCAACUCACCGAGAGAUCCCCCAGCUGCUGGCAGCGAGGAACUCAAGAAGAUGCGUACCUGCACCGACCACAUGAUCACCGCUCGCUGGACUCUGGAAGAUGGAUGGGACGCUCCCGAACUCAAGGCUUAUGGUCCCUUGAGCAUCAUGCCUACUGCUUCCGUUCUUCACUACGCAACCGAAUGUUUUGAGGGUUUGAAGCUGUACCACGGAGAGGACGGCAAGCUGCGUUUGUUCCGUGUCCGUCGCAAUUGCGAACGUCUGCGCAGAAGUGCUGCCCGUAUCUCCCUUCCCGACUUCCCCGCCGAGCAACUCGAGAUCCUCAUCAAGAAGCUCUGCGCUACCGACGGUCCCAAGUGGCUUCCCAACAAGGGUGGCUUCCUCUACUUGCGUCCCACUUUCAUUGGCACAGACCCCGGUCUCGGUGUUCAGGUCCCUAAGGAGGCUCUGCUCUACGUGAUCAUCGCUGUCUUCCCCGACUGGUCUGAUCCUCGCAACCUGCCCGCUGCUUCUGCCGUCAACCCCGACCUUAGCGAGAAGGUCACCAAGGCUCAAGGCCUUAAGCUUCUUGCCAGCAAGGAGGACUCCAUCCGUGCAUGGCCCGGUGGUUUCGGUUACGCCAAGCUCGGUGCCAACUACGGUCCUUCGCUCGUCGGACAAGGUGAAGCCCGCGCUCGUGGCUACGACCAGAUCCUCUGGUUGUUCGGAAACAACGCCAGCGUCACCGAGGCCGGCGCCAGCAACUUCUUCGUUGUCUGGAAGACCAAGGAGGGCAAGCAGCAGCUCAUCACCGCCCCUCUCGAGGACAACCUGAUUCUCGAGGGUGUCACCCGCGCCAGUGUCCUGGACAUCACCAGAGACCGUUUGACCGCCGCCAACGCCUCCAAGUACAAUGUCGACAGCCUCGAGGUCAUCGAGCGCAAGUUCACCAUGCAAGAGAUCUUGGAUGCCUAUGAGGAUGGUCGUCUCGUCGAGGCCUUCGCCGCCGGAACCGCCUACUUCGUCGCCCCCGUCGGUCUGAUCGGCUGGAAAGACCACGAGCUCGAGAUCCCCUUGAUCGAAGGCAAGACUGGCGCCUACGCCAGACUCAUCCGCAGCUGGCUCUCCGACAUCAUGUACGGCAAGGAGCAGCACGAGUGGGGUGUUCUCGUCAACGAGGCUUAGAGUGCCCGUAACGACAUUGACGAGCAGUCGUUUCUCAGAGAUAGAAUACACGAAUUUCUUGUGGGUUAUCCCAUCGUUGUUGCCCUUGAGCUUCGAUUCGGCAUUGACCGUUCUCUCAAGAGUUUGCUUCGUAUGGAUGCUUUCGAUGGGAUACAGGCUGGCGUCAUGACUGGGCUCUUGAUGAUUAUGUGUUCUCUUCUCAUUGGCGUUCUUUUGGUCGGACGUUCUACAGGCUCUAUCAUCAUCAUCCAGGGCCUCGUUGCCGUCCUGCUUAGCCUCUGGAGAUGAGUAGAUGCGGAGCGGGAGUUGAUGGGAAUGGGAAGGAGAAAAAGGUAUCACCGCGAGGACACAAACAUUCUUGAGAAAGAGAAAGAGCAGACACAACUCAGUUUAGAAGCCAGUCACUAUCACGAAUAAAAACAAUGAUCAUUUCCACUACCACUACCACUACCAACAAAGUCAUCUACUUCCACUAAGCAUAGUUUUCCGUCGGCUGC
This is a messenger RNA of Aureobasidium pullulans EXF-150, 2140 nucleotides long. Its product is annotated as branched-chain amino acid aminotransferase II. NCBI's taxonomy places the organism in Eukaryota, Fungi, Ascomycota, Dothideomycetes, Dothideales, Saccotheciaceae. Gene Ontology annotation, biological process: L-valine biosynthetic process; L-leucine biosynthetic process. The transcript has a single exon. The record is from RefSeq and is a predicted model, not a curated record. Gene Ontology annotation, cellular component: mitochondrion. The coding region runs from base 336 to 1643 and encodes 435 amino acids. Gene Ontology annotation, molecular function: branched-chain-amino-acid:2-oxoglutarate transaminase activity.